Molecule: messenger RNA, 4659 nt
Organism: Folsomia candida
Lineage: Eukaryota; Metazoa; Arthropoda; Collembola; Entomobryomorpha; Isotomidae
Product: LIM domain transcription factor LMO4
Exons: 11
Coding region: 1300-2154 (284 amino acids)
Source: RefSeq, a predicted model, not a curated record
GUUUCGCUCAGUUCUCUCCCAGCGCUCCAUCGGUCAGGUCACGUCUCGCUCUGCUCGGCUGCAAAGACACGCUGCUCACUCACUCACCCCGUUUCCACUCCGAAAAUCCUCAAAUUGUGACCAUUGUGUCCUCGGUCCUUGGUUCCCGAUCUGAAAAAGGGUCCGGAAGGCAUCUACAAAAAGUUAUCUCUCAUUUGAUACUUUCAACUUGAAAGGUUUUGUUGUGAUUUGUAAAAUCGCGAAAGUUUCAAGGUGGUUCGAUUGGGAAGUUGGACACUUUAUCGGAGAAGAGAAGAACAGAAAGAAGAAGCUUAAUUUAAUUUAAUUGGAGUCAACAAACAGCAGAAAAAGACGAGAAGAGUUGGUGAUCGUGUCCCCCAUCUCGACUUGUUCUCAAACUGACGGUUUUCUUCUUGGCACAUGCAAUUAAGCAACUCGUGGGUACAGGCAUUCAUACAUCUGACAUUUGUGUGGUUUUGAUGAUACAAAUACGAAUAGAAGAAGAAGGUCACAUCGAGUUUUGGAGAGUAAUUAUAGGCAGUUUUAUAUGACCUAACUCAACGACCACCAUAAAACCUGCCUCCCUACAGCCAAGUACUUGAUACCACGACAAUCUAUCUUUGAUCACAUCAUCAACUCUCAACAUUGUUGUUGUCAUUAAAUAAGGAACAUUAUAUAAAAAACAGCAAGCCGGUUUUCUCUCCGUCUGUUCCCCUUCUGCAGCACACAACCUUCAUCAUUAAGAAACUCCUUACCUGUGCAAAUUGGGAGAACUAACAAGACUUCAAGAGUUGUAAAAAAUUGCGAUUAAUUGAGUGCGGAAAAGACAACAAUUACUGGCCAGAGCUGCUACUUGUCUAUCAAACUAGAACGAGACUACCUGGUGUUUGUGUCUGGACCAAGAUUUAAAAAAUAUGUACAGUUGGUGAUCAUAAAUCAUUGCAUUCUCUCUCACACACAGUGUGAACAGUGAACUUGUGAACUCACUUUUGGGAUUAUUAUAUUUUUCUUGUGAUUAUCAGACUUAAGUAAUUUCAUGAUGGAGUACAACAACGGAUACCCACAACCCAGGAUGCAAGUGCCACAUCAAAAUUAUCAGACUUGACGGAGAUUUGAUCUGCAUCAUCUUCUGCUGUGGAACAUCUCUCUCUGUCUCUCUCGCUCUGUUGUAAUUGCGAUUCCUCUCCUCCCAGCUUGGGAGAGACCUCGUGAGACAGCAAAAAAGAACUUAUUCUGGCUCCGGAAUAAGACUCUGAGUGUUAAAGUGCGCCUACGAAAAAAUACCCACGCAAAUCCGCAAUGUUGAACAACGGGGGUUUGAAUAGUGGGGGGAGUUCAUGUGGGAGUAGUAGCGGUGGGAUGGGGACGCCGGAUCUGUAUAACGGAGGGCCGAGCCCCACGUCCUCCUCCUCCGACUACCCGCCAGCCCCCACCAGUGCCAGCAACUUCCCCCAGCAGCACUACGCACAACUCCCCCCGCACCACCCCCACCAUCGCUCCCAUCACCCCCACCAUCCUCACCACCAGCAGCAGCAUGACCAUGGUCCCCUGGGGAAUGGGGGCGGAGGAGGACUGGGACACCAUUCGGGAGGAAUUUGCUCACAAAUGAGUCUCAAUCAAGGGGCAUGUCCUCAAGACUCGAAAAUUCGUUCCUGCGGUGGGUGUGGAGAUGGGAUACUGGACAGGGUACUUUUCGAAGCAUGGGACCGCUACUGGCAUCAUUCCUGCCUCAAGUGUGCCCUUUGUGGCUGCCAACUCGCAGAUAUUGGACCCACCUGUUUCUCCCGGGAUGGAAUGAUGCUCUGCAAACAAGACUAUGUCAAAAUGUUUGGAGUCAAGGGGGCGUGUCGCGGGUGCGGUCAACACAUCCCUUCCAAUGAGUUUGUGAUGCGAGCGGGUUCAUCCCCAAUGGGUGGUCCAACCAUGGUGUUCCACGUGGGGUGCUUCACAUGCUCGAAAUGUUGCAAAACUUUGGCAACCGGUGAUCGUUACUCAGUCCUCAAUGGUGCACUCUUUUGUGAGCAGGAUGCGCUUAAGGUCAUGAAGCAGAAUGGAAUAGGAUCUCCUGGGAAUGGUUCCGUGGCGGCGACCAACGGUCCGACCCCCGCGCCCAGAAAAGGGAAGGUCGGGAGACCCAGGAGGAGUCGAGACUGAUCUUAUGAUUCUGGUGCAAUGCUAUAAUAAUAUCCUUGCUCUAUAACCAUAGAUAGAAAUACAUAACUGUGUCGUGUACCGGAGAAAAGUCGUCGUUCUUGGUGUGUGGAGGAACCAAACAUACAAAAACGAACAAUAAGAACUUAUACAUAUAUUUUAGCGAUAGUGAAAUACACAAGCAGUGAAAAAGUAAUAAUUACCACGUACGUAAAUAUCUAUUAAUGGAAAACUCUCAAUUUCUGCUAUUCGGAUCGGAUAAAAUUGUCAAUCAUCAUCCCGCACCAACGCCGCCACCACCCUCGUCAACUUCAUUUCCAGAAAAUAAAUUUCCAAUCUGCUGGCCGAAAUUUAGGAAACUAUCAAGGAGUAAUGGAGCGAUCGAAUCAAUGCGUGUCCAUCCAUUCAUUUAUAAUUAUUCAAUCCAAAUCCAGCCUAACCAAACCUCCUUCCUUUCGAUAUUCAUGUGUCAAGUUUGACAUUUAAUUUAAAUGCAUUCAAGAAACCCAACUGAUUACACAUUGCAUAAGACGACGUCCUGGAUAUCUCUCAUUUCCUCUGUCCACUCGCUACUUAUUUACUUGUCCGCUGUGCGCAACCAAGUGCUGAUGGGAUCUCAAACAUACUCAAAAACAGGACGAGUUAUUGGGGCCGAGGAAAGUAUUAUUAGUAUCGAGAAUAUUGAACACGCUGUUUUUUGAGCAAAUUGUUUCUGGACCAGCGGAGUGGAGAAAACAUAUAAAUCCAUCUUCUCUCUCCGAUCGGACAGACGUGGUUAAACUGCGGACUGGACUUUACUAGAUUGACCAAGAGGAGGAGGAGGAGGAGAAGAAUUGAUUAAGAAUCUAAUUGAACAAGACAACCCAACGAGGGAAAAUGAAUCUUGUGAUGUGUCCAUUGUUUGUCCAGUCCUACGCAACCAACCUUCGCCAUAUACAUUUCUAGAUAUCCUCAAAAGAGCCAGAGGAACAAGAGAUUUCAUGCCUGUUGAGUCCAGAAGAGUCGUCCUUCUUCUCGUAAUUGCCCACAAAGAGGAUCCAUGCAGACUUUCUUCUUUCAAGGAAACACAGUAAAUACACACACUUUAUAAAAUUUUGGACUACGAUAUCGCACCAUUUUUAGACUUGGCAAGCAAAUAUAACAAAUUCAAGAGUAAAAAAUUAUUUAGUAUUUCAAACUUGAUAUCCUAACACUAUACACAUUUUAUAAUAACGACUCUUACAAUACUGCAUCGAGAAGAAGUUUCGAUGAGUGCGUGGGUGCAGUGGAAACGAAUUACACAUAAAUCGGUAUCAUUUUUUGACUAUUGCAUUUCAUAUGUAGUCCAUCCGCCUUUUCAAGUAUUUACAAUGUAGCUACACACACGUGUAUUUGUAGUGCUAAUUAAUUCGGUUAGUUUUGACGGGGAGAGGAAAAUAUGUACAAAUUUAUUGUUAUACUUGUUUCUUCUAGGUCACUUUACAUAAUUUUCAUUCUCUCAUUAGUUCAGGUGACGAUGUCAUUUCAUUUCUUAUCAAACAAAGUAUACUAUUAGUUUACAUGUUAGAAAACUUAGUUGCAUUUUGUACCAUUUUUUGUUCAGAUGAUGACGAUGUAACGAAAUGGGAGAAGAGGAUGACGUAUACUUUUUUAGUAGUUAUUGUUGUAUGUUAAAACCCUUAAUUAAUGGUGAGCAUUAGAUAACAUAUUGAGAAUAAUUUAUUAUUGUGAAAGCACUUUCCAAUCAGCACGUAUCUAUCUGCAUAAUUGAAACAAUUCAACGGGGCCUCUGAUCAGGGUUGUAUUUUGGAGUGGAAAAUCUGAUCAUUUACAACAAUUCACCUAAAAAAUAGUAAUUUUAAGACAAUGCCUGUCCAAAAUAAAACCCGGGUCUAUUGUUCUUCGGGGAACGAUCUCAAUUAUAAUUAUUUUGUGACAAAAAAACGAUUAAUUGCAAAUUCAUGCAGAACAGAGCCACAUGUUCCUACCGUGUAUAUUUAAAUUACAUAAUUGACAAGGAUAUCUUAACUCCUUCUUAUUUACGUAUAUUAAUUAAGCAAGUUAUAUGUUCACUCACUCAAAUCAUGUAGUUGUAUUUGUAUAAAAAACAGUGUACAUAAAGAAAACAAAAUCCCACGACACGUAAUUUAAAAUCACUUACAUAACUUGGAAAAGAAGAAUCAUCAUCUUUAAUUAACGUAACUGAAAAAUCAUGUAAAAUGUAGUUAUUACACAAGUGUAAACGUAUAUAACAUAGCAUAAGCUAAUAAUUAUUGCGUAAUCUAAAAUACAGCAUAAAUAUCACGACGAAAAUAAUUAUAAGAUUUUUGAACGACUUGGAAAGUUGUUGUUUUCGUAACGAAAUAUUAUUAUACUACUUAUUAUCAUUGUUAUUAUUACUUAUGCAUGCGUAUAGGGUGACGCGCGUAUGCUGAGAAGAAAUUCCAAAAUUUAUUGAAAUGUUUCAAUAACGGAUGGAGCAUGGGAAUUGAAGAGAAACCAAUAAAUAAAGUUAUUAUUUAUGCAUAA